This is a messenger RNA of Mercenaria mercenaria, 4345 nucleotides long. Its product is annotated as monocarboxylate transporter 13-like. NCBI's taxonomy places the organism in Eukaryota, Metazoa, Mollusca, Bivalvia, Venerida, Veneridae. Gene Ontology annotation, molecular function: monocarboxylic acid transmembrane transporter activity. The transcript is spliced from 6 exons. The record is from RefSeq and is a predicted model, not a curated record. Gene Ontology annotation, biological process: transmembrane transport; monocarboxylic acid transport. Bases 426 to 2207 code for a protein of 593 amino acids.
AAGGUUACUUUCCUUCAUAAGUCAUUCUUAACACGUAGAUUUGAUAAGAAAAGGCUUAUCUGAUAUGGGGUUAAUCAGUACUAAAAAUAAAUCAUCUAGUUUAAUACUGCAGCGAAUAGUGUAAAUGAGCCACGACUAUUGCAAAUCUUGUGUCUGCCUGAGUUUCCGCCUUAUGAUUAAUCAAUAGCUCGUAUUGAUCGUCGGUAUACUGAAGCAAGCGAAUACCGGUUUCAACCGCUUUCCGAUUUAACAAUUAAAAUACAUGCUGUAUAAGCAGUCAGCCGCGAGAACGCGUGGAACUAUUAAAAGAAGGAAACCAGUGUUAAAAAAAAACACAGAUUAUCUAAAGUUCAAUGGAAAAUAUUUAAAACGGAAAGUGUUAAGAAUUGGACUAUCAAAUACGAAAUCUCUCGGAGACACUAGCUAUGACUACGGAAAAGAGCAGACAGUCAGCGAAAGAAACAGAAACUAAAGAAAAUAUACCUUCACCUCCAGAUGGCGGGUGGGGUUGGGUUAUUGUGUUCGCGGUUUUCACUGGAAACUGCCUAAUGGAUGGAUGUGUAGGAUCAUACGGUAUAUUUUAUCCGGAGCUGUUGAGAGCCUUUGAAUCGGGACCAGUGAUAACAUCUAUGGCAGGGUCUCUGUUACCAGCAGUACACAUGAUGUCAAGUCCUCUGGUGGGUAGAAUUAAUACGAAAUAUGGCAGCCGACCUGUGUGUUUUGUAGGUGGGUGUAUCGGUGGUUUGGGCCUGAUCUUGGCAUCCUUGUCUUACAACAUGGCUAUGUUUAUGAUCGGUUUUGGUGUAAUACUAGGUAUUGGUAUUAGUAUGAACUUCCUACCAGGUCAUGUGAUCACAAAUAAUUACUUCGACAAGAAGCGUGGCAUUGCCGGGGGUAUUGUCUGCUCUGGUGCUGGCUUUGGAAUAUUUAUCUUGGCACCAGUUUUACAGCUUUUGCUAGAGGAGUAUGGUUGGAGAGGGACCAUGCUGAUAACAGCCGGUAUAUUUAUGCAGUUAUGUGCUUGUUCAACUUUGCUGAGACCGUUAUGUACAAGGAAGAAAAUAUCAGAUAAGGUAUUGAAAGAGUCAGACAAAACUGAAAGCAACGAGUAUGUUCUAAUGAUAUCAAAUGAUGUCGAUGAAUGUCACACACUAAAAGACACAGAAGUAAAAAGUGAUAUUAUACAUUUGAAAUGCUUUGAAUAUCAUACUCAAACGCAGCUGAAAACAGAUAUCGAAGAAAACCUCGACUGUUUCGAGCAAAGUCAACACCAUCCAUUGAGAAGAAUUACAAUGAGGGACAGAUGUGCCAGUGAUGACACACUAGCAGUUAAACAUAAACUAGCGAGACAAGAUCUAGGUAUAAAAUACACCAUUAAAUCACUACAGGACAUUCCAAGUGACAAAUACACUAUAAAAAUGGAAGAAUUUCUAAGAAAUUCACAGUUUAUACAUCCAGUCGUAGCACUUGCACAAAGCCAACAAUUUUCCGAUGAAAUUGACUCCUGUAUAGUCUCAGAACAUGGAAGCGAACAAGUUAUACGAAAAACAUCGCUUCUUUGUAAAACUACACCUUGUGACAUGUCAAUACUUAGGAACAAAACAUUUAUUCCAAUAUUACUGGGUGGAGUGCUUAUACAGAUGGGUCAGUUUAUACCAAACAUGUUUAUACCAGAAUACUGCUUCAGUAUCGGAUUAGACGGUACACAAAUGUCAGUUAUAAUGGCUAUUUAUGGUGCUGUGAAUAUAUUCGGUCGCCUCUCUGCUGGAUGUUUAGCUAAUAUUGACCGUAUUGACGCAUUAUGGUUAUGCAAUGUGGGCGUGUUCAUAUGCGGUAUAGGCUGCAUAGUGUUUUUUCUGUGCACCACUUUUGAAUCAUUAUGCAUCUUUGCCAUAGGCAUGGGCUACUUUAUAGGAUAUUUCCCGCCUUUACAAAUUAUGGUUAUAGUGGAGUGCCUUGGAAUUGAUAAACUGACAUCAUCUUUGGGUCUCCUACAAAUGGCAAAAGGACCUGCGGCUUUGUUUGGACCUCCUUUAGCGGGUUUGGUUUACCAGUACAGUCAGAACUAUGCUAUGUCCCUUGGAUUUGCUGGGAUAUUGUUUCUACUGGCAGCAGGGAUUCAGUCAAUUGUCCCUCUCGCAAACAUUUGCUGUAAAGACAGAGAAACAAAGACAUUGAACACAGAUGUAGAAAUACUUGUCAGCUAGUAAUUUUUCAUUGAAACGCGAGAUGACGCGAGAUGUCGCAGCCAUAUGAGAGAUAUCUUUCGUUUGAAAAACGCUUACCGCAUGAACGUAUAUUAUGUGGGAAGACUUGAUUCAACUCAAUAAUGGGUAUUAAGUCAGUGACGGUUUUUUUAGAUAUAUUGUUAUCCUACAACAAAGUUACAUAAUAGGUUUGAAAAAACGAGUGCUUUGAAAUUUACAAUGAAUGUAUGACACUUUCUAGAUUGGAUAAAGAUACUAGUGGUAAAAUAAUAACGAAAUCUAGAAAUGCUCCAAAUAUUAAAACGUUUUCAUACAGUAAACCAAGCGCAGUUCAGCACUUAGUCUAGUCGGUUUACGUGUGGACAACUGGUCAGCGGCCAUAUGCUUGUAUUAAUGUCGCUUGCCUGUUACAAUACGCAAACAGUUUAAAUACAAGAAGUUCGAAAUUUAAGUGUAGAAUGUAUGGAGUCAUACGUACGUUCAUUUGGCGCAUGGAUGAUGCUGCUUGAUGUAGUUUUGUUUCUGGUGUGAAAGUAGAACAGUUUGAGUGUUAUUGUAUCAUCUUUCGAAACAGAAUUUCAUUGAUAAUAGAAAAAAUCGACCAAAGACCAUAUGACUCAAUAAAGUUGAAAUGGGAGAUCAAUCAGUGCAUGUUUUGCAUUGCUGAUGACUUCAGCGGAAGUAAGAUGAUUUAGACAGAAUUUUUAGUCAGCUGAUACGAAAUGACUAAAUUGUUAAGUGCCAAACUCCUCACAUGGUGUAUCCACAAGUAUCUUACUAAUUUCACCACUUCCAUGACAUCAAACCUGACACUUCAAAUUAAGAUGGUUCGAUAUUUCGACAUGAUUGUCCAAAGUUGCACUGUCUCAUGGCGAAAUAAAUAUUCCCUUCACCGAUGUCUUGUUUUUCUCCAUACAAUAUUGUUGACUAUCAGGAUUGGCUCAUUGCAGGCUCCGUUCAAAAAAAAAAAAGUAGAAAAAAAAGAAAAACAACACACAAAGUCGAAUUUCAUUCGAGUUAGGAUGAUUCGAACACAAUACUUUUGUUCGAACUCGUCGUUCGGGUAACCCCAAAAUCCCAUUGUUGUAUAUUGUUUCUUGUUUGUUUUGGGUUUAACGCCGUUUUUCAGUAUAUUGUUUCAGUUUCUCGAAGUACCGAUAACUCGAACAAAGUUUGUCGUUCCCGUCUAGUUUGAGCGAACGAAGUUAUGAAUAUGUAUGUAUAGAUGUAUACAGUUAGCAAAUCGAACGAUUUAAGAGCAUGAUGUCAGCAAAUGUAGAGUUUUUACACUUUCAGUUUGAUGGAAAAGAGAGGCAGGUGUUAGUUUUGCAAUCGAAAAUUGUGAACUAUGUCAUAUCCAUUUUCACUAUUUUGUUCUUGACUAAAAUAGUAUACGUAAGACUUUUGUUGUUUAUGUUCUAUGAUUUUUAAGUGCUACUUGAGAUGGUGGCAUAUUUCUGCCACGAGAUAGCUAGGUAGCUAUCGCGAUACCGAAGCAAACGUAGAGAUCUUACAUUGCUAACAGAAACUUUCAGUUUGAUAGAAAAGAGACACAGCUGUUAGUUUUGCAGUCAAAAAUUGUGAACUACGUCAUAUCUAUUAUCACUAUUGUUAAUUUGUUGUUGACUAAAAUAAUAUGUAAGAUUUUGUUGUUUAUGUUCUAUGAUUUUUAAGUGCUAGAUGAGAUGAUGGCAUAUUUCUGCCACGAGAUAGCUAGGUAGCUAUAAAUAUCUAAAUAGUCGAACGUUUCCUGGACAUAUUAUUGCGAUAAUUUACAUUAUUAUCUCGAUACGUUGUGCCCGCAGUUCGAUUAUGUUUGCGGGAAAAUGCAAAAGUUAGCCGGAAAGAAUAGAAUAAUAUUGUGAUAGAUACCAAGCAUCUCGUGACAGUUUCAAGCAUUACCGCGAAAUUUUGCGCUUAACAAUUUCAUUUAUAAAUGAAAUAUCUAGAAAACAUUAUUUCUUGCAAAAAUGCACACAUUUCCAGGAAAGUUUACAAUAAUAUUGCAUUAGUUACCUAGCUAUCUCGUGGCAGAAAUAUGCCACCAUAGGUUGAGUUCCACUGUUUUAAGAGUUACUUGUUAAUGGAAAUAUUUUCUUGAGGAAAAUGCUUAUUGAAGAGUAAAUUUUUCCUGAUUA